UGACACUGACAUUGAUAGCAGAUAUAUAAGCGCUUGUCAACACACGAGUCGACAGUUCAGUUCAUGAUACAAGCGAUCUGAGGACAUAACUAACUCAUCCAAUUGAAGUUGAACGUUGAACAUAUUCUGAACAGAUUUGAAACUGUGAUAGUGAGAAUUUUCUUUUUCUUUAGUCUGUGUCUGCGCAAUGUUAUGUGAUAAAUGAGAGAAAAAACCAGCCUAUUGUUAUAUUUCCGUGUAACUGUUUGUUAUCAGGGAAAUAAAAAGAAAUGACAAAAAAGGUGUGCACCUAAAAAACAAAUUCGAAUAUUACUUCCAGUUGACAGUACAUUGUGUGCAAACAUUUUGCAAUGUAAAACUUGGGACCUGAUAUAAUACUAAACGGACAGGUAUAACUCAUAUUUUGAAAAUCGACAAAAGCCAUGCAGGACCGGAUAGUAUCAUGUUUUGGGACGGGAUGUGACGAGAGAUUCACUUGUUACCAGUCCCCGGAGGACGCAAAGAAGGCAAAACAUCGGAACAAACAGAUCAGCAAACUGCUAAAACAGCACCACAAGGAAGAGCUGAAGCGCCUUAAGAUUCUUCUGCUAGGAACCGGGGAGUCUGGUAAAAGCACCAUUACAAAGCAAAUGCGAAUCAUUCACAUCAAUGGCUUCAACAUGAGAGAACGAACAGAAAAAAUAUGUGAUAUCAGAAAAAACAUCAAAGAAUCAAUUGUGGUGUUGCUGUUGGCUAUGCAUCAACUUCAAAUACCACUGGAAUGCGAGGAAAGCGUUAAAAGUAGAGACUUUAUCCUGAGAGAAGCCGGGAACCCAGAUAUACACAGAACAAGCGAAUUUCUAGAUCAUGCUGAAAAACUGUGGAAUGACCCUGGAGUGCAGGCCUGUUACAGCCGCUCACAUGAGUAUCAGCUGAUCGACUGUGCUAAAUAUUUCCUGGAUAAACUCCACGAAAUUAAGAGUCCGGCUUAUAUCCCCUCUGACCAGGACAUAUUACGGUGUCGCUGUAUGACAACCGCCAUUCAACACAUCGAAUUCGAAGUGCCAGAUGGAGGGAACCAUAUCAAAUUCGACGUUUAUGACGUCGGAGGACAGCAGGGAGAACGCAAGAAGUGGAUCCAAGUGUUUGACAGUGUGACCGCCAUUCUUUUCGUUGUGGACUGCAGUAGUUUCGACCAAACUCUUCGUGAGGAUCCUGAGAAAAACAGGCUCCUUGAAGCUCUGGAAAACUUUGACCAAGUCUGGAAUAACCGAUUCCUGAAAUAUGUGUCUGUUCUUCUCUUCAUCAACAAAAUAGACAUUCUCGCUGAAAAGAUUGCCAGAGGAAGAGACAUUUCAGAACUUACAAAGAAAUACCCAGAUAUCUUUCCUGACUUUGACAAAUUCAAUCCAUCAGCUUCUGAAAAGCUUCAGUUUCUAGAAGCUUUUCCAUACCAGGAUACAGAGCCUAGAAAGAAAUCGCGGACUGCCUCGCGCUCUGACGUACACCCAGAUACUGUCAAAACGGCUGUCUACAUCAAGCAUCUUUUCAUGAAAAUCGUGAAAGGAGAACUUAACCUGAAAAAGCGAAUUACAAAGCAAGAAAGAAACUGGCAUGAUGAACAUAGUUGUGAAUAUUUCUACACAUGCGCAAUCGACACCAACAACGUUCAGCGCGUCAUGAAUGGAUGUCGAACACUUAUAAUACAGAACCAUCUCAGACGAUUUGGUAUCAUUUGAUGCCGUUCCAUGUAAAACACAAAGCACAUGUAUUACUGUAAUACAUAGUACACUUUCUUCUAAUCUUGUGAUAUUUUCUCUAGUCAGACAGUGUUUUGCGUGUGAAUGUUCUUCCAUGUUUGAAUACUCAGAGUGUGUGUGACUAAAGCGGACUGAUAUUACACA
This is a messenger RNA of Magallana angulata, 1883 nucleotides long. Its product is annotated as guanine nucleotide-binding protein G(s) subunit alpha-like. Lineage: Eukaryota; Metazoa; Mollusca; Bivalvia; Ostreida; Ostreidae. The record is from RefSeq and is a predicted model, not a curated record. Gene Ontology annotation, cellular component: heterotrimeric G-protein complex. Gene Ontology annotation, biological process: adenylate cyclase-modulating G protein-coupled receptor signaling pathway. Gene Ontology annotation, molecular function: G protein-coupled receptor binding; GTPase activity; G-protein beta/gamma-subunit complex binding. Bases 423 to 1718 code for a protein of 431 amino acids. The transcript is spliced from 8 exons.